Molecule: messenger RNA, 4908 nt
Organism: Patiria miniata (bat star)
Lineage: Eukaryota; Metazoa; Echinodermata; Asteroidea; Valvatida; Asterinidae
Product: cholecystokinin receptor type A-like
Exons: 2
Coding region: 2255-3397 (380 amino acids)
Biological process (GO): G protein-coupled receptor signaling pathway
Cellular component (GO): membrane
Molecular function (GO): G protein-coupled receptor activity
Source: RefSeq, a predicted model, not a curated record
AUGGCUGAUUACGCGUUGAACAAUAAGCUGGUGUCUGUAUAUAUAGGGGUCGUAUACAGGGCUUUUAUAGACCCGCGUAAUAAUGCUUCGAAACAGUACAGCUUUCGUAAGAAAUUUGUCAUUCCGUAAGUACAUUCACGGAUCGUGUCAUUAAGUGUCGGAUAGUUCAAGUGUCUUCAAUAAUGGUUAAUUAGCGUCAACACGGGCCGCCAUUCCACUCUAGUGUUCCACUUGACGCUGAUAACUUGGGCCAAUGUACUUAUUAGUAUUUGACUCCAACUACGUGAGGGAUCCUCUCACAAACCUGCAGUAUCGUUUAACGGAAUUGUUAUUCUUUAUAAACGUUCAGUGGUGGAAUUGACAAAAAAGGGCGAGCGGUUGAAUGGAGUGAUGAAGCUUUCAUUGAAACUGGAGAGAGAUUGUUGGCCUUGAAACAGGGGAACGAUACGCGUCAAAAAUCGUAAGCAAAGGAGUCUCGGUUGGGGAACCGUUUGACAAUGACGUGUUUACGGAACGCCUCCGCUAGAUGUAAACUGUGUGAAGUGGCGCUGUACUAAAAGAAGUUAGGUCAUUGUGUGGCGUCUGACGCUGUUGUUGGGUAUUUUAAUCAAACGCGACAAAAGGGGUCUGUAGUUUAGUUCCUCAUUCAUACUGCUUUCGCCCACUCGAACUGCUGGUUAUCGUGACCCUCACCCGGAAAGUAGAGAAACAUGUCACUCACAACCACUUGAAAGAGGAAAUGACACCGCGAUAAACCUGUGGUGUGAGUUCUUUUAUUGUCCCAACUACAUCACAGAAACUACCUGGUAGCACUACGUGGUAGCUGUUCCUAACUGCCGACUUCCCCGAACAGGAUCGUUCGUCCAUCGAAUUGAUCUGCAUUCGUCGCGUAUGCUCUUUCGCUCGUUGUUGCCUGUAUCUGAAGACGGCGUGGUAUUAACAUGCUGCUGCUGCAGUGGGCGUUCAAUCUCAAUUGAAGGAGCUUUGACUGGAUUUGGCAUAACCUGGACAUUGGAGCGGAGCGAUAUCGACUUCUGUGGAUGUUUUAUUGACGGUGCAACGGCAACCUCAACUGAGAAAAUAACAUUGACUUCGCGUCUGACAAAUUGCGGUGAACUAAACUAUAUGUGCCGAUAAUUUGUCAGUGAUGCGUAUGGUUUGUCUGCACCACUGUUGCUACACCCUUCCGAUACGUUUUACGAGGGUAGGAGUUAUUCUUGCGGUGCCCGUCGGCAAACGCAUCAACUUAUGCCCAAGUUAACUUAUCAACGCUUCGGUUGUGCGAUCAGUUUGUAUCAACGUGUUGUCUUUGAAAUGCCAAAGUUGACAGCUUUGUUUGUCUCUGCAGUGCACAUGCAGUUGAAUCGUUGUUGUAUCAAACUUACAGAUCAGUUUCCAAUUACGACAUCGCCGGUUGUCUACCUCCAAAAGGGACCCAUCCCUCACUUUCACGAGCUAUUGGCGUCAAAUUGAUGUUGUCGCCACUCACAAAAAUCACUCGAUUUGGGGAAACUUUCAGGCGGCAGAUGUUUGGAUUUCCCUCAGCUCGUUAGGACACAGUCACGUUUACACUACAUACCAAUUUAUUUGUCAGGAUAUUAUCCCGAGAGACACAAACUAAAAAAAAAUAAUAGUAGUUUUGGUGAGGUCGAAACGGUCGUCAGUCCUUGAUAAAGCCUAAUGUUACCAGUCGCGUGAAAAAAAGCGUUUGUGCAUGAUCCUUGAAAUUGCAGUAAUUUCCACCAUCCCAGGAGUGUGAUUAUAUUCCGCAUCCGCCUCGUAACGUUUCAAUAACCGGACGUCAAAGGACAAAGGACCAAUUAUUACAAGGAGGGAGAAAACAAGAAAAGUCCAAGGGGACUCCAUUUUGCGUGACCGGCACCGCCGCGCUCUCGUGACGUGAAUUCCUGCUGAUGCCUGUUGGCACGCCAUUUGCGACUUGCUUUGUUAUAUCCUUACCUCGGUCAGAGGCGAAUAGGGAAUGGACAUCUCAUCCAAUGAUCCUGCGAGUCUGCAAUCAAUGCAACAAUACUCUCUCGGUUACCAGUAGUAAUUCCACACUGAGGGAACUGUGGGUACGCGGCCGUUGUAGUCUGUAUAAAUACCGCUUAUCAGACGUCCAGUCAGACAGUCGUACAGUCGCUCGUCUUGCUUGAAAACCACGUGGACUCUUCACAGACUCCGCUAAGCAAGUUGCGGUUGGUAACUUAACACUGUGAUUUCUACUCAACGUUUGUGAUCAUCGAUUCUGAUAAUGGAGACGGAGACAGCAGUCGGCUACUCGCUCCAGAAUCUCUCGUACAACGCCAGCAUGAACGGCACCGAGGAAGGACCAACGAUGACCCCCGUCCAGAGACUGGUUCUGUGGGUCGUCCUAGACGGUAUCAUCGGUUUCCUUGGAGUCACCGGUAACGGUCUGGUCCUGUUGGUCUUCUUCCGGGGCAAGUCUUCCCGGAACCUGAUCAACCUGUUCAUCAUUAACCAGUCCAUGAUCGACUUCACCAGCUCGUUGGUAUUUCUCCUCAUCCACCUGGGUCCUAAAUUUGAGCUGGAGCCGGGCAACACAGGUCACCUGAUUCUAUGCAAGAUCUGGGUUUCUGAGUACGUCAUGUGGGCUCUCUUCAUCUCCUCCAGCAUCAACCUCAUAUGCAUCACGCUGGAACGGUACGUGGCCACGCUCAAGCCAGCGUGGUAUAGAAAAAAAGUGGCCGCCGUCAAGAGACGCAUUGUGCCCGUGGCUGCUGCCGUCUGGGGCCUGGGUUUUCUCAUCGACGCCUUCUGGGCUUACGUCCAGCAUGUCCUACCGGGAAACCUCUGCGUACCCAUUUACAAAUCAAAAGUCUGGCAAGGUGUCGGCGGUGUGCUGAUCUUCUGCGUGACCUACCUGAUCCCACUGACAUGCAUGGCCUUCUGCUACUCGCAGAUUAUCCGUAAACUCCACCAACAGGCUGCCAAGGUGCAGUCCCAAUCCCCUGCCCGGACCCUGUCGCGCGUUGUCAACGCCAACGAGCAAGCCUCUGGUACCGGUACCAACGGUAAUCUCCUGGUCGGUAGCAGAAAGACCGCCCGCUCCACUGUGAAAUCGCAGGCCAUGAAAAACGUUAUUAAAACCAUGAUGAUAGUAUCCGCCACCUAUGCCAUAUCAUGGGCACCCAUUGCAUUUAACUACGUUAUCUACAACCUGGGCGGACCGCUGGACUUCACCAGCACUUGGUACGAAGUCACCAAAAUAUUCGCCUAUGCCAACAUGUGCGGGAACCCCUUCAUUUACGCCAUGCAGUACAGACAGUUUCAGGUGGGGCUCAAGAGAAUGUUUUGCUGCCGUAAGCUGCAGCAGACAAGGGUCGGCGCGCAACCAACUGAGAUGUCGGUAUCGGGAGGGGAUACAUUGGCUUGAGAAGACAUUCUGCACUGCAUUUAAUAGAUCUUGAAUGAGACACUUGAAGAAUUGCGGUGAAUUUGUCAUUCAUGAAAUCACUGCACAUGUAGGCCUAUGUAUAGGGCCUACGGUUAAUAAGACUAUCAUGAGCCAGUGCAACUAAAAGCACUUGCCGCUCAAAAAUGCUGUACUACACUUCAAUUUCAUUCCUCGUAUACACCAGUUAUAUCACACAGUGUUGUGCUGAAAAGUGUUGCCUUCGUGAAUAUUAUAUACGGCUUAUUCACUGCAAUAACUAUGGUUUUCAUUUAACACCAUUUGGUAUCUAUAUUGGACAACACCAGAAAUCUUUAACACUAGCUAGUCCUAUACAAUUUGUAUAGAUACCAAUGGUGUUAUAAUUAACAACGCUGUUUUUGCAGUGUUUAAUGCACUUACAACGCACGGUGCUUUACAUCAGCAAUGCCUGCCUAACUUUCCUAAAAAGUUUUUGUUCUGAAGUUGUGAAGCAUUUUUCCUAUAUGAAUACUCUUCAUUUAAUUUCAAAUUAACUUUUUACUGUCUCAAGGCAUCCAUUGCAGUAUUAAAAACAGCCUGUUGGUGGCAGCAGACACGUUGGUCCUUUCCGCCAAGAAAAACGAUAUAAACCUUAUGCGCUGAGGCGGAGUCAGGGGUCGAUGUGUUUGUAUUGCUUGAACACACGCCACAUAAUUAUGUACUACCUAUUAAAAUUGGUUUGAUCGGUAGGUUAAAAAAAAAUUCUCAAAAUGGCUGCACUUCAAAAAGACAUGUAAAAAGGAGAUCGAUCAAUAUCGCUGGUUAAUUCUUUUUUGAGCUUAUAGCGCUUGAUAACUAAGCAUGCUGCUUUUUAGCGCAAAUAUCCAUAACAUCCGAGUGCAAAAUGUGAUUUCUUGUCGCUUCAGAAAACUAAGAGCAAAAUGGUGGCUAAAGCCAUAAAUUGAGAAGAAAGACUAUUUUAGGAAGCCUAAUUAUUCGAAAUUUACUGAAAAUUCAGGAAUGCUUAUAUUGAAUGUAAACAAAUACUGGCAUUGGCCUUUGCAUAAAGAGGUAAGAUGGGGGCUCAUAGAAAUCUGUAAGUGGCCUGUCUUACAUAGUCAUUAAGUAAAUCAUGGAACUCGGACAUGUUUGUAAUGGUUUGUUUUUUAACCUAUAGACAUACGGCUUAAUGUCCAAGUUAUGAGUCUUAUCAAGCAAAUUAGUGAAUAAUCGCACCAUCACAAGGUCACAACCUGUUCAUUGAUUUGGUCAGAAUACUCUUAAAAUAUCAUAUCUUGUAUUGUUAAAUUCCCGAUCCUCUUUAACUCUGUCUUGUUUGUUCGUUACGUACCCUAGCCAAUCUAAAGGAGAUUUACAGAAAUAUAUAGCUCGUUGGUAAAACAAAAUGUACACAUUUCUCAUUGCUGGACUCGUUGUUGGGUGCGCAUGACUAUCGUAUUUUCAUUUUUGAUCGCAUGAAUCUUAAGCUUUAAAGCUCUCCGUGUAAACUAUUGAAAUCUCCCAAGUUUAUC